CUACUGGUGCAGCAGCGACGGCCGUUACCCCCAAGAGUACCCCAGCCGCGGCUAUUCCACCCUUCGCUCGUAAACGCAAAAAAGCACUAAACCGCUGUCCCGCCGGGCCCACGAGCCACGUGACCAGCUGGGUCAUGUGACUCCAGAGCCGGGCGGCUGAAGUCUGUUACCCUGGCAACUCCUGGGCCCCCGCAGACCUUCUGGGAAAGCGCGGAAUUCAGAAGCGAAAUGUUUCCAGUGUUGUAAAUAUUUUGGAAUGUUUACUUUGGGAAGCAAAAAUUAUGAUUGAUUAUGGCUCACUAUUCCAAAGAAGAGCUGGAUGAAGAGUUUGAACAGUUCAUGAAAGAGCUUUCAGAUGAUUCUUUUGAAAAUUCAAGCAAAACACCUAGACAACCUGAAAAAGAAGUGAAGAAGAAAGAUACAGUGCCAUGGUGGAUAACUGAAGAUGAUUUUGGAGAUGGUGGACUGCUUGGAACAAAUGUAAGCUAUUUGAAAACAAAGAGGACUUCUCAUCCUGUUAUGGAUGUGGAAGAGGAGUCUGCUGAAAGGAUUCAAUUUCUUAAGAGCAGUGGAACCUCUAUCUUAAGUAUUGACAGCUUAGAAACAAAUGAGAUGGUCGUUUCGGAGCUCGAUCAUGGUGUUCUGGGAUUGGGAUUAGACACGUUAGAAGAACAAGAGGAAAAAGAGCAGUUCUUUGCCAGGCUUGAGAAAGGCUUAACAUCUUCCAUUGAUUAUUCAAGAUUAAAUAAGGAGUUGGAUUCUAAUGACUCCAUACAUUUUAAAGCUUUAAACAGUAAUCAAGCUGAUAUAGAACUAACUGAAGAUAAACAUGAGAAUGAAUCGAAACAUGAACUGGCAGAAAAUUACAGUGAUGAUUUUGAAGAUGAGGAUAUUGAUGCACCUUUGACUACUAAAGAUGAAGAGACUAAUUCCAAAGAAAAUCCCGAAUCAGAAGAAAUAAAUGCACCCAAACAGGAAGAAGAGAAAACUGGCAUGCUGGCUAAUGUGGUGCUGCUUGAUUCAUUGGACUCUGUUGCAGAGGUCAACCUUGAUGAGCAGGAUGGAGCAACAGCUAAGCCAAAGCCAGAAAUGACUGAUAAUGAAAUGACGGGAACAGGUAUUUCUUAUGGACAAAGCAAUAGUGACGUUGAAGCUCUACAUCAGGCUUAUCGUCAUAUAGCCCAUUCUUUGGGAGAUGCAGAUGAACAAAGAAUUGAGAGGAAUGCAGUAGAAAAUAUCAAGAGCUCAGUGAAAGAUCGUCCUCAAGAAAAUGAAGAGUCCUCUAAAAACAUCUCUACCACGGAAUCUGAUCUGCCCACAGUAGAGGAGCUGAUGAAACCUAUCAGAAUAGAUUCCUUUGGGGUCGGUGGUUUUGAUUUACAACCUGUCAGCUAUAAGAAACUGGCUGAUAGUAAAGACACUAAAUUUGUAAGCUCUUUACCCAUUAAGAUGAACCCAAAUGUUAUGUCUCAAGAGUCACGAAAUGUGAACCAGUUUUUUGAUAAAAAUGAAGAGAAUGUGAUUUUACAAAAGACAACAAAUGAAAGUAUAGAAAAUAGCUGUCCAAGAGUAAAUGCUACAGAAGAACAUGUAGAUAAAAUGUACCUUGAUAUUUUAAAGAAAAAAAUAUCUGUUGGUCCUUCAUUAUUACCUCAGGAUGACAAAAUAAAUAAAAUUUUUAAACCUCAACUCGGUUCUGGAGAUGAAGGAGCUGUGAUUGGUAAACAGGUGUCGUACAAGAAGGCCAAAAGUGCACCUCCUUUACUUAAAAGAAAAUCCCAGAGUGGAUUAUAUGCAUCAGUUAGGAGCUCAGGCUAUGGCAAAUCCUGUUCACCAUUCAAGACAUUUUCUACUCUUGAAAAGAAAACUUCAAAGGACAUUAUGAAAAGCAAAAACUUGAGAUCAAUUCCCACCUCAAAUCAAGCGAGGAAAAAAGAAAUCUUAUCUGGAACAAAACUCAUCACACCUGCAGCUUUGGGUAAACCAGCUCCCAAAACUGAAAGUUGCCUGGCUACUCCUAAGAAAUCUGAAGAUCCUACAGAAACUGAUUCCUGUGUUCAGUUUCAGAAUGAUUCUUCAGGAUGUCAUGGUGGGAACAAGGAGAGAGAAUUAAUUAUGUUUCAAAGAGUUCAGGAAGCAGAGGAAAAAUGGAGGGGUGCACAAGCCCUAAUUGAGCAAAUUAAAGUCACGUUCUCAGAAAAAGAGAGAGAGUUGGAAAAUAAGAUGGAAGAACUAAAGAGACAACAGGAAAAGGAACUCUUCAGACUGAAUCAAGACAAUUAUAUUCUUCAAGCCAAGUUAAAUAGCUUUGAAGAAACAAACAAAAAACAAAGGUGGUUACAUUUUGGAGAAAUAACUGAUCCUGUCACUGAAGAAAAAUUGAAGCAAAUCCAAAAGGAAAUACAAGAACAAGAGACACUUCUUCAGGGAUAUCAACAGGAAAAUGAAAGAUUGUAUAAUCAAGUGAAAGAUCUCCAGGAACAAAACAAGAAAAAUGAGGAGCGAAUGUUCAAGGAAAACCAGAGUUUAUUCAGUGAGUUAGCUUCCUUAAAAGAACAAAUGCACAGAUGUCGUUUCCUGUCUCACGUAGUUGAAGAUCCAGAGCCUACCAGAAACCAGAAUUUCACAGAUCUCUUAGCAGAACUGCGUGUAGCACAGAAAGAAAAAAACAGUUUAUUGGAAGACAUCAAAAGACUGAAGCAAGACAAACAAGCUCUUGAAGUAGACUUGGAAAAAAUGAAGAGAGAGAGAGACCAAGCCAAAGAUCAGAUUGCUUAUGCCACAGGUGAAAAAUUAUAUGAAAUAAAAAUUUUAGAAGAAACACAUAAGCAAGAAAUAAGUCGUCUACAAAAAAGAUUACAGUGGUAUGCUGAAAAUCAGGAACUUCUAGAUAAAGACGCAGUGCGGCUUAAAGAAGCAAAUGAAGAAAUUGAGAAGCUCAAACUUGAGGUUGAGAAACUGAGAGCUGAAUCUGCAAAUCCGUCUAUUCAGCAGAAGAUACGUUCAAAAGAUAAAGCAGCUGAUGCCAAAAAAAUUCAGGAUCUAGAACGACAAGUUAAGGAAAUGGAAGGAAUUCUAAAGAGAAGAUAUCCCAAUUCUUUACCUGCUUUAAUAUUGGCUGCAUCGGCAGCUGGUGAUACAGUGGAUAGAAAUACAGUGGAAUUUAUGGAAAAAAGAAUAAAAAAACUAGAAGCUGAUCUGGAGGGCAAAGAUGAAGAAGCAAAGAAAAGCCUUCGCACCAUGGAACAGCAGUUUCAGAAAAUGAAGAUUCAGUAUGAACAAAGACUAGAGGAACAGGAGCAGCUGCUUGCCCACAAAUUGAAGGAAGCAUCCCAGAACCAACAUGACAGCUCCUCCAGGGUUAAAGCACUGGAGAAGGAACUCGACGACAUUAAGGAAGCCCAUCAACUCACUAUAAGAAAGCUUGGAGCUGAAAUAGACAUUCUGAAACAUCGGAAUGCUGAAUUAGAACUCAAGAAAAAUGACAAAGAUGAUAAAGAUUUCCAGUCUAUAGAAUUCCAGGUGGAACAGGCUCAUGCUAAAGCUAAACUGGUAAGACUCAAUGAGGAGCUGGCUGCAAAGGGGAGAGAGAUACAAGACCUUUCGAAGACUGUGGAGAGGCUUCAGAAGGAGAGAAGAAUGAUGCUGUCUCACCAGAACUCUAAGGGUAGAGAGGAAGUGACUGCAAAAAGGGUGAAGAAAGAUGUUCUGCACCCAGGUAAAAGAAAUAUUGCCCCUUUCUCUGGAACCCUGGAUGGCAAGCCUUACCAACCACAUACAUUUACUGAUUCCCGUAUUUCAGAGGUUUUACAAGAAAACUGCAGAUUGAAAAGUGAACUGGAGAGAUUAACUGUGGAGAGGAAUGAACUGAAGAUGAAAUCUGAAGUAGCAAUGAACCAAUUUGAAAAUUCUAUGAAAAGGGUCAAGGAAGACACUGCAGCACACAUCACAUCUCUCAAAGCAUCUCAUCAGAGAGAAAUAGAGAAACUCCUCUGCCAAAAUGCAGUAGAAAAUUCUUCUUCCAAAGUAGCUGAACUGAAUCGUAAAAUAGCAACUCAAGAGGUACUUAUAAAACAUUUCCAAAAUCAAGUUAAUGAGCUGCAGAGUAAACAAGAGUCUCUUGUAGUUUCUCAAGUUCGAGAAGAAAUCCUACAGAAAGAGAUCACAAAACUCUUAGAAGAAUUGAGAGAAGCCAAAGAAAACCAUACACCAGAGAUGAAACAUUUCAUGGGCUUAGAAAAGAAAAUUAAACAGAUGGAAAUGAGACAUGAGCAAAGAGAGCAGGAACUUCAACAGAUAAUACAGCAAACACGCCAAGUAGUAGAAACUGAGCAAAACAAAGAAAUUGAGAAAUGGAAAAGACUCGCACAGUUGAAGAAUCGCGAGCUGGACAAGUUCCGCACAGAGUUAGACUCGAUAUUAGAUGUUCUCCGAGAGCUGCACCGGCGGGGGGUGGUCGUGCCCGUUGCUCUUGCAGAUGAAGUGCACGCACCAGAGCAUUACUAGAAACUCGGAUUUCAUCUGACCUCACCAAAAGGCCUGACGGUGGAUGGGAUUGGGCCGCUGUCAGAGGAAGCUUUUGAAAACAAGUGUUCCAGUAUGCUGCCAGAAAGCAGACAACACAAAAGACACAUUUCAAAAUAAAUUGCCCUUAACCAAUACAGAAAAAAAGUCAUUAUGGUGCAUCUGACUGAAAAUCAUUAGCCAGUCACAUUUUAAGUAAUUUAUGGACAGGUUCCUUUAUGUCAGAUGAUUCUAGAACUAGUGAGAUUUAUUGUAAAAGGUCUCAUUUAUAUGCUAGAUACAGAAAGAAAAGAAAAUUCCACAUACUCUGCCAUUAUUGACGAAGUGUUCAUUCUUAAUUCUUGGUGCCAGAAAAACAGCUGCUCUUUCUCACAGAAACACAGAGGAAUGUGAGCACAGUGGCCUGGACAGCCACCUGAGUCCUAGAGCUUCCACCAGAGUUUAGCCGGGAAUUGUAACUUCUGUACAAGUAGAUAUUGAACUCUCUCGUGUUCUCCCCGAUUUCCACUCCUACCUCUAGCUGCUUCAUUUCUGCACCUGAUAUAAGGUACAAAAUACAUUUCAUAAGUAAUAGGGGAAUUUGAUUUAUUCAUUGUCUUAAUCUAAUAACAUUCUUACUUUCUCUGUUUAAAAAGUGUAGUAUAUGUUCAUUAGAAAAAAUUCAAAGCAUGCAUAAAAGUAGCCAGAUUGUUAUUUUAUUUUACAAUUCCCAUUUCCAAAAGCAGAUGAUGAGUGUAUAAGACACUUCUAAGUUGAAGCUAUAGCCAUUUUGUUUUCAAAUGUUCUAGCCUAGUGCUGUCCAAUAAUAAUAUAGUGUGAGCGACAUGUAAUUUUUAAUUUUCUAGUAGCCACAUUUAAAAAGAUAAAAAGGAGAUGAAAUUAAUUUUGGUACUUUAUGUAAUCUAAUGUAUCUAAAAUAUAAAGAUUGAGUUUUUACAUUCUUUUUUUCAUACUAAGCCCUCAAAAUCUGAUGUAUUUUAUAUUUACAGCACAUCUCAAUUUGAACUAGCCACGUUCCAAGUGCUUAAUAACCAUACACCAGUAAGUGCAAUUCUAGAAUAGUAAUUGCAGAGUGAGUUUAUAAAGGACAGGUGAAAUAGAUCUUGGUGAAAUUAUGGGUAGCAAAUGUGAAAUGUGGAAAUUGUUAAAUAUAAGGAAUGCAAUUAAAGUCUUAACUUCCAACAUUUUUUAAUGUGCUUUUCCUAAGAGAGUAGAAAAAGCAUUAAUUAUAGUUUGCUAUGUUUUAUAUGAAAGAAUUUUAAAGUAUAAUGUAAACUAUUUUGG
Molecule: messenger RNA, 5808 nt
Organism: Diceros bicornis minor
Lineage: Eukaryota; Metazoa; Chordata; Mammalia; Perissodactyla; Rhinocerotidae
Gene: CEP162
Product: centrosomal protein 162
Exons: 27
Coding region: 292-4506 (1404 amino acids)
Biological process (GO): cilium assembly
Cellular component (GO): centrosome; axonemal microtubule; centriole
Source: RefSeq, a predicted model, not a curated record